Molecule: messenger RNA, 1650 nt
Organism: Klebsormidium nitens
Lineage: Eukaryota; Viridiplantae; Streptophyta; Klebsormidiophyceae; Klebsormidiales; Klebsormidiaceae
Source: the annotation of a GenBank genome assembly
AUGUCCCUAUCCUAUGCUCUGGAGGGCGACAGCACACACGUAAACAGCGCUCCCACCACUGCGGGACUGGUUGACAGCACUGGGGGAACAGGAGGGCAAAGUGCGGAGACCUCAAGUGGCCCCUAUGGACCUUCCAACGACCUUUGGUUGACACAGGAGGUGGACCGCUUGACGAGUAUGCAGCGGGCGCUUCCAUCUGAUGGCCUCCUUCUGACGCGGGGCAAGUGGAGCUGCGAAAGGCGCACCGCCAGCGACAUUGUGCUGGUGGGAACCAUGCAUUUCCACAACCUCUCCGACCGGCGGGAACUCUUCAUUCCUGAGCUGCGCGCAGAGGCAACCCUGCUGGCAUCCGAUAGCCUCCGGAAUGUGAUCACGCACACAGAGGUGGUACCUCGACACACAGGCAAGUACGCAGUCUCUGCGCGGCCAGACGGCUACUGGCAAGCCUUCAUCCUGGAGGCAGGCAAAACCACCAGCAUUGAGGCCCGCGUCUCAAUACGUGCCCCUGACGAGCAAACCUCCCUAGACUUCCUCCAGGCAGUGUGGUUCCGCGUCCACUACAUUGCCUACGGUCCCCACGGCCGCACCCCCCACACCCAGCACGCCAUCCUGCCCCUCAGCUUCCCGCAAGCAGACACCGCCACACCGCAAUGGAGAAAAGCGGGCCCGCGCGCGCAGGUGCUGCCCAUUCGCACGCAUCUGCUCUCCCAUCUCGACGACCCUCUCGCCAUCUUCAACCGGUACGUGCUGCCGCACGCGCGGCCAGGCGACAUCUUGGCGCUCGGGGAGACGCCGCUCGCCAUCAUGCAAGGCCGGUUCCGGCACCCCAGCAGUCUCCGCCUGAGCUGGGUGGCCCUGUGGGCGUGCCGCCUCUUCCACCCCACCUCCAGCCUGGCCACCGCCUGCGGCAUGCAGGCCCUGGUGGACAUUGUCGGGCAGCUGCGGGUAGUAGCGGCCGCCCUGCUGGCCGGAGUCGCGCGGCUGCUGCGCAUCCGCGGCAUGUUCUACAACCUGGCGGGAGAGCAGGCCCGCCUGAUUGAUGACGUCAGCGGCACCCUGCCCCCGUACGACCAGUUCAUCUGCCUGGGCCCGGUGCGGCCGCAGCAGACGGUGGACGCGCUGCGCGAGCGGACGGGGGUCGAGGCGGCCAUUGUGGACGUGAACGACCUGCGCAAGUGCCAGGUCCUCGCGGCGUCCCGUGGAGUUGAUCCUCAAGCGUUGGCGGCUGCACUGUUGGACAAUCCAGCAGGCAAUGCGGACGAGCAGACACCUUUGGUGCUGGUCCGUAUUGAGCCUCAAUAAGCAGGGGACUUGGGCUUGGGAACCAACUACCGUGGCUUCCACUUUCCCAAGAAUCUUGUCCAUCGUUGUCUGAAGCGCGGCAAAUUUCGCUGUCAGUGUCUAUGCACCAAGCCUGAUUCGAAGUGGCCGUUCAACUGUAAACCUGCCAAUCACGGCUCAGAGUAUGCCGGGGCAACAGACUGCGGAGUAAACCUGCUUUGUCUACUAACCUUCUUUUCAUACUUUUCCGUCGGUUGGGCUAGAGAUGAUGGGCCUGGGUUUAUGUAUUUCUUGUUUUUGAAGCUUCGUAGCGGACCGCGUCUCCAUGUUCCGUCCAAACGUUCCAUUGUCGGGAAUAAUAUCCAUGCG